Messenger RNA from Engraulis encrasicolus (European anchovy), 444 nucleotides. RefSeq names its product profilin-1-like. Gene Ontology annotation, molecular function: actin binding. The transcript has 2 exons. Gene Ontology annotation, biological process: actin cytoskeleton organization; regulation of actin filament polymerization; positive regulation of actin filament bundle assembly. NCBI's taxonomy places the organism in Eukaryota, Metazoa, Chordata, Actinopteri, Clupeiformes, Engraulidae. The coding region runs from base 1 to 444 and encodes 147 amino acids. Gene Ontology annotation, cellular component: cytoplasm. The record is from RefSeq and is a predicted model, not a curated record.
AUGUCCGGCGACUCCAACCAGCUGUGGCAGCAGUGCGUGGGCCAGCUGAUGGCGGAGGGCCAGUGUGCCGACUGCGCCGUGGUGCGCCUGCGCGGCGGCGAGGUUCUGGCGGCGGCCGAGGGCGGAGUCCUGCAGCACCUGAGCCCCCGAGAGGUGCGCCUCCUGCUGGACACCAGCCGCGACAACCGCCGGCGCUUGCAGACGCACGGCCUCAGCCUGGGCGGAGUGCCGGUGGCCGUGCUGCGGGACCAGCUGACAGCAGCAGGGGGCGCUGUUCAGCUGAGCAUGGACCUGCGCACCAAGCGGCAGCCCAGCCAGGGAGUGGCCGUGUACCGCACCCGCACCCACCUCCUGCUGCUCAUGGGGAGGCACGGCGUGGGCGGAGGCCUGCUCCACCACAGGGCGCACCAGAUGGCCCUCAACCUCCACCACGCCGGCGCUUAG